Protopolystoma xenopodis is the source of this 591-nucleotide messenger RNA. The record is from the annotation of a GenBank genome assembly. Lineage: Eukaryota; Metazoa; Platyhelminthes; Monogenea; Polystomatidea; Polystomatidae.
AUGAAAGCAACCCCAGAGCUUCUGGUCCCACCAUUGCUUCAGACUAUCCAGUCGACGAAUCCACGAGCCCGUCCUAUAUUUGUCAACCAAUUAGCCCUCUUGGCCGAAUGCUUGCUGAAAGAGACACCUUCUCCACUAUCGUCAGCCGAGAAAAGUGCCGGCUCAGGUCGACUGCUUCAAACGUGCAAUCUUUCCUCUAGCUCUGAAAUCACUGGAAGAAGUGAUUUCGAGGCCUCACCACUAGUCAACCAGAUCGUUUCUGCACUGGGUCAGCUUACUCGUAGCUUGCUGCUCUUCCAGACUGGCCCAGCGGCCGGAGAGCUUCGCGAGGCGAUCGCUUGCCUGGCCAUUGCUCUACAUCGUUACUUGGGUGACGAAUUGUUUGCCCAAUUUGGUGGUGGAGUGGGCCUCGUGGCUGGUCAAAAUCAGGCCCAAGUUGGCACUUCUAGUCCAGGGGCUGGAGGGUUAUCUGGUGGCGGCGUAAAUGUAGGGGGAUUAGACAACGGUGGCGUCAUAGGAACAUCUCAGCCUGACCAACGGAUAGUACGCCAGCUGGAAACGCUAAUCCAAGCAGGAAGUGGGCACAGAUAG